Messenger RNA from Guillardia theta CCMP2712, 213 nucleotides. RefSeq lists its product as hypothetical. NCBI's taxonomy places the organism in Eukaryota, Cryptophyceae, Pyrenomonadales, Geminigeraceae. The transcript has a single exon. The record is from RefSeq and is a predicted model, not a curated record. Gene Ontology annotation, molecular function: protein binding. The annotation marks the transcript as partial.
GUGGAUGCGAAGAGUCUCGGCCUCAAUGACUACUUCGAUGUCAUCAAGCGCCCCAUGGACCUGGGGACGAUCCAGACGAACUUGAAGCGGCACUCUUACAAGAGCUUCUUUGAGUACAGAGACGAUGUCAUCUUGACCUUCGACAACGCCAUGCAGUAUAACCCCCCGGACAACUAUGUCCAUGGGCUGGCUGCCAAGUGCAAGAAGCGGUUU